AUGAGCACCUGCGUUGAAUUUUUACAAUAUUUGAAAUAGUAUUUAGAUCCUCUACUCAUUAAGGAAGACAUCAGCAAAUUCGAUAGAAGUAUAAUCUAAGUCGAGUUGAAGAAGUCCUUUGAAGACAUUGAUGAAAAUGAUUAGUCUCAGCUUCUUUUCAAUUUACUAUUGAAGAAAUGCAUUCAAAUCAGUGAUAAUUUAGAGCUUAGCGUAGAGGAAGGCAAAAAAUAACUUAGGGAACUCCUUGAAGUAGUUAAAGAUUAGCAAAAGACAAUCUUCUAAGUAUUUUAUACUCUUCUCACUCUCUUUUUAAAAGAAACUUGGACUGGUCCUUCAUUUUUAACUACUGAUUCUUUGAGAAAAAUGAAAUUAGAAAAGAAAACUCAAAACUAACUUUUUCAAAGCAAGAAAUAUCCUACUUAUGAUUUUAGCAGCGUUAUUGCAAAGCAUAAUUUAGAAAAGUUUAUUCCUGCUGACAUCAACACCUACAAUUAUAAAUUCAUCAAAACAGCAUACUUCUUGAAUCGUUUUGAUUCUUCAAUUAUAUCCAGUCUCGAAGUCGAUUCUGAAAACUGGCCUCGUCUUUUACCUUUAUCUCAUGUCUUCAUUGUAUUAGUAGAAAUUAUUUCCUACUUAAAUGAGUUAGAUAGCCAAAACCCUUUUUAUGUUAUUUAUCUUGCUCGUGUAAAAUUCAUUCACUCUUAAAUGCUCUUCCUCCCUACUGGUACUUUAUAUCCUUAAGUCGUUGAGAACUACUCUAAGUUUUUCAAUUUGCUCAAGGAAUUACAAUUUAAGUUACCCCGUUAGACUUUGUCAAAUUUAUACGUUGAAAACUCUCAUGCUCUUUUAUUCUUUUACAAGUACAGCUCAUCAAAGAAGUCUUUAGCUAUUUCACAAGAAUUACUUAAAAUUGAAUUCAACCUCACAGGUAGAAUGGGUAAACGUACCAAAUAUUAAACUUUCAAUACCUGCUAGUUAGUAGUCCAAGCUUUUGAAAAGGAAGAAGGUGAAGAAAGCAAGCCCGAAGUAGUUGAUGAAGAAGAAAUUAAAAUUGAUAAGGAAGAAUUAAAGAUUAUUGAAGAAGAAUAGAAAGAUUCAGUAGACGCUAAGAAAUUAAUUAAUGAAAUGCAACUUAACAUAGCCCCUUAAAAUAUUUAACUCGAUGAAGAAUGUGUUCUUUUGGAAAAGCCAGUGAUAGAUGAUAAUGAUGAUUUCAACAAGAGUGAUAUAGUCAAAAAAGAUGAAAAAUCAGAAUUAAAUAUUUUUGAAUAAGUGCUUGUUCUUGGUAUUAUGAAACACCACGAAAUAGUUAAUCCUCAUGAUGAUUUAUAUCACGAAUACAUCUAGGCCUAUUGCAAUUUGCUUAUUGACAAGAGUUUGAACUGGAUGGUUUUUUCUUGCGGUUUGUUAUACAGAUCAAUUAACGAAUAUAUCAGAUUUAAGAAGAUGGAAAGAGCUCUCUUACAAAUGCAAACUUUAGUUGAUUAAUAUAAUGAUGCCUUACCCACUUGCUAUGAAAGAAUUAAGUAUCUCUUCUCUUUGAAUUAUCCUCACUACUUCGACUUGCAAAAAACACUCGCCGAAAAAUACAUGAAAGUAGGUAUUGUUAUGUCUGGAUGUCAAAUUUUCGAAAGACUUGGCAUGCAUGAAGAAUGUGUAGAGUGCUUAUAAUCAGCUGGCCACAAUGAUAGAGCUAAAAAACUUGCUGAAUAACACUUAAAUAAUCCCACUCCUAAGUUACUUUGUAUAUAUGGUGAAUUGACAAGAGAUAUCAAAUACUUUAAGUAAGCUUGGAAACUUUCUGGUAAAAAGUUUGCUAGAGCUUAGAGGUCAUUGGGUAGAGCUUACUUUUACUCAGGAUUAUUUGACAAAUCAAUUAAAGCAUUCAAGAAGGCCGUCUCUAUUAAUAGAUAUAAUACAGCUCCUUGGUUCACUAUGGGUUGUGCUUACAUCAAAAUAAAUGAAUUAUAAAAUGCUGCUAAUUGUUUCAGUACUGUAGUUUCCAUCAAUGAAUCUGAUGGUGAAUCAUGGGCAAAUCUUUCAUCUUGUUUGAUGAAAUUAGGUAAAAAGCAAGAGGCCUUAAGCACUCUAGAAUAAGCAACCAAAUUCUGUGAAAGAAACUGGCGUAUAUGGGAAAACUUGCUUUAUAUUUCUCUUUCAAACUAAAAGUUUUACAAAUAUUUCGAAUGUAUCGAAAAAUUAGCUGCAUUAAAUCAAAAAUCAGUCAUAGAUGAAGAAACUGUAGCCAAGGUAGUUUAAAUCUUUAAAUUCUAAAUGUCAAAGUACCACACUUCCGACUAUAAGUACUAGUUCUUUACUUACAGAAACAGAAUUGAAAGGCUAUUUAAUUUCUUGCAAAAAGAAAUUGGUGAGAAGCACUAUGUUUGGAAAUACUGGGCUGAAUUUAAGGAAAUAGAAAUAGAUUUUGAAGAACUUCAAACCCUCUUUUUGAUUGAAACAAGAAAGACUAGAAAAUCUGAGAAGGAAUAAGGAAUAGUAAAUAGCAAGCACGAUAAUUCAUACUUUGGUGAAGAUCCAUCAUGGGAAGAAAAAGAGUUAUAAGAAGAUUUCGAAAUGAAAAAGAUCUAGCUUUUAAAUAAAAUCGCUGAUUUGAGAAUGAAAACCUGCUAAGUGAUAUAAAUUGCUGGCUGGUAGGUUGAAAAGAAAUAAUGCGAGCUUUUGUUUGAACACACAUAAUUACUAGUAGAAGCAUAUAAAAAAAUAAAUAACGAAGAAAAAAAUAAAGAACUUGAUAUGUUCAUCAAAUCUAUAAAAAACACAAUAGAACAAACAUUAGAAAAAUAAGUGAAAUUUAAUAAAUGA
Molecule: messenger RNA, 2823 nt
Organism: Tetrahymena thermophila SB210
Lineage: Eukaryota; Ciliophora; Oligohymenophorea; Hymenostomatida; Tetrahymenidae
Product: tetratricopeptide repeat protein
Exons: 6
Molecular function (GO): protein binding
Source: RefSeq, a predicted model, not a curated record